Microdochium trichocladiopsis is the source of this 1284-nucleotide messenger RNA. RefSeq lists its product as uncharacterized. The transcript is spliced from 5 exons. NCBI's taxonomy places the organism in Eukaryota, Fungi, Ascomycota, Sordariomycetes, Xylariales, Microdochiaceae. The annotation marks the transcript as partial. The record is from RefSeq and is a predicted model, not a curated record. Gene Ontology annotation, molecular function: flavin adenine dinucleotide binding; N,N-dimethylaniline monooxygenase activity; NADP binding.
GUACACAAGGUCGCCAUCAUCGGGGCGGGGCCGAGCGGUCUUGCGGCGGCGAAAUACCUGCUCGCUCAAGGGCAAGAUGUCUUCCAACAGGUCGACAUCUUUGAGCAACGCGGCGAGGUCGGCGGGGUGUGGAAACAUACGCCGUGGAUUACGGGGGCAACGAGAGAAGCAGCGGACAGCAAAGUGGUGGACAAAGUGCCGCUUACAGAUCCGUUCGUCGAGCCGAUAUUCCCCUCGCCAAUGUACGACGAGCUCAAUACCAAUAUCCCGCACACCCUCAUGCAGUUCUCGGACAAGCCAUUUCCAAAAGACUGCGAGAUCUAUCCGACCAGGCAGAUCGUCCAGGACUACCUUGUUGAGUACGCGCGGGAUGUGCGGCACUUAAUUCGAUUCGCGACGCAGGUCGUUGAUGUCUCUCUCGUGGAAGAGCACGCGUUGCUGUCCCCCUCGCCGGCUACCAAGGAUGGUCCGCAUAUCGUCAGGGAGAAGUGGACAGUCGCGAGCCGCGACCUGCGCACUAACAAGACCACAAGCGCAGUGUAUGACGCCGUGGUCGUGGCGUCAGGACAUUACGCAACCCCCUACAUCCCCGACGUCCCGGGCAUCCGCGAGUUCCACGCCGCAUAUCCAGACGUGAUAUCACACUCCAAGUCGUACCGGAACCCCAGCGAUCCGCGGUAUGGCUGCACACCAUCAGGAGCACGCAAGGUCGUCGUGGUAGGAAACUCGGCCUCGGGGCUGGAUAUCGCGGCACAGAUUCGGCGGGCUAGAGCCGGAGCUGCAGACGGCGGGACGAAUGGCAAAAGAACUGCGUCGCUGAUAUCAUCGGCCGCCCCGAUUGCACGGUUCCUGGUCGAGGAGAAGGGGGUCGAAUUCCAGGACGGAAGGAUUGAGUAUGGAGUUGACAGGGUGCUGUUUGCGACAGGGUUUCUGUAUACAUUUCCUUUCUUGAAGGGUUUAAGUCUAGAGUCUGAGACACCACUGAUCACCAACGGCCGCCGCGUGCACAACCUCGCAAAGCACUUCCUCCAUACUGUUCACCCGACCAUUGUCUUCCCCGGCCUCCCGAUCAAAGUCAUCCCUUUCCCCUUGGCGGAAGCCCAGGCCGCAGUGUUCUCGCGGAUAUGGGCAAACUUGAUUCCCCUGCCUUCCCAGGCCGUCCUCCAGGAAUGGGAGCGCGAGCCCGCCGAGGCCGCGGAACGCAAGUGGGCAAAGGCGGAGAGGGGCUAUCACGUCUUCGAGACCGGGGGCGACGGGAAGUACAUCAAUGAGCUGCACAGCUGG